This is a messenger RNA of Thecamonas trahens ATCC 50062, 1019 nucleotides long. RefSeq lists its product as uncharacterized. The coding region runs from base 9 to 1019 and encodes 336 amino acids. The transcript has 2 exons. The record is from RefSeq and is a predicted model, not a curated record. Gene Ontology annotation, cellular component: cytoplasm. NCBI's taxonomy places the organism in Eukaryota, Apusomonadida, Apusomonadidae.
GUCCAGCCAUGGAGGAGCUGUGGAACAAGCUCGACGAGAUGGCAGUCAAGGACCCAGAGACUUAUGCAAAGCUGGUGGCGUCGGCGGCGGCGGCAGAGGAGGAUGGCGACGCCAAGGGCGGGUUGAGCGGGCAGGGCAGCAGUGGCAAGGGGGUGUUCAUCGCGCCGGAUCCGGGGCUGGUGCUCAAGAUGGCGCUGCCGGGUGGAAAGGGCAAGCUGUUUGUCAACGUCUGCUCACACGAGCGCAUCGAGCCGCCGGUGCCCAUGACGCCGGCGCAGGCUGCUACGCGCGGCAUCGACCUCGACGCCCUGCCCGCGUCAGACGUGCCGAUGCGGUAUCCGCUGUCGUCGGGCGAGCUGCGCGAGGCGGUGGACAAGUCAGGCAAGCCGUGCAAGGUGUGGGACGUGGUCCUCAAUCCGCUGGCUGUCGACGAAGCUCGCGCUGCGCCUGACAAGGCCUGGUUCAUUGCACAGCUCGUCCUGCAGACCUGCGAGGGCAAGCACGCGCUCGGCAUCGACCUCGACUCUCUCGCCAUCACAGACGUCAAGUUCCUCAAGAACCGCAAGUACUGGGACCUCCCUGUCCGCCCGCAGUAUAUUGCAGACCGCGCCGCCGAGCGCGCAGGCACCUCCCCGGCCAUCAUCACCUCCGAGGUCGCCGCCAACGAGGCCGCCACCGGCGAGGCUCUGCUCUCGGCCUCCAAGUCCAAGGUCCUCUCUUCGCGGCCGAAUUCCACGGCCAAGGCCAAGGCUGGGCCGACGCCGCUGGCUCCAGUCAUGGACGUUGUGCCGGGGCCGACCGGCGCGCCAGCCAAGCUUGUCAUCACCAUCGACGUCUCGGCCGCCUCCGCCCCUUGCGUCCUCUCGAUUGCACCGGCACCGCAGCUCAAGCUCGGCAGCGUCUCGCUUGAUCUUCCGUUUGCUGUCGACGGCAACCGGGUCAUGGCUCAGUUUGACCGUGCCUCGACUACGCUCACCGUCCGCAUGCCUGUUGUCGGCCGGCUCACCGCGCCGCAGUAA